This is a messenger RNA of Owenia fusiformis, 377 nucleotides long. The record is from the annotation of a GenBank genome assembly. NCBI's taxonomy places the organism in Eukaryota, Metazoa, Annelida, Polychaeta, Sabellida, Oweniidae.
AUUGGAGAUGAAACCUUUCAAAAAGAGGCCUCUUUCGUAAAGGGUGAAAUAACGUGGUUUGAUCGCUACACUGUAUUCGAGAGUUCAACGAAAUCUGGGCAUUAUCUGGUACAUGAAAGAACAGCACUACGUAUGGCGAAGUACAUUGAUAAUGUCCGAUUUCAAGAAAAUGCUAGUUUUGCUGUGACGAGAGAUUGCAGACGGACGGUGAUAGGAAAGAAAUAUGACGGUAAGACAAAUAGAGAUAUGUAUGGAAAACCUUGUCAGCGAUGGGACACAAAAACACCAAAUGAUCACGAGGACUUUAACCCAGAUGACUUCCCAGAAGGAAAUAUCACAGCAGCCGGUAACAAGUGUCGAAACCCUACGAAUAUGCC